Molecule: messenger RNA, 2846 nt
Organism: Diabrotica virgifera virgifera (western corn rootworm)
Lineage: Eukaryota; Metazoa; Arthropoda; Insecta; Coleoptera; Chrysomelidae
Product: trypsin-1-like
Exons: 7
Coding region: 69-1184 (371 amino acids)
Biological process (GO): proteolysis
Molecular function (GO): serine-type endopeptidase activity
Source: RefSeq, a predicted model, not a curated record
AUAAGGUCUGAGGACGUUGACAACUAUUGUGCUAGUUUACGUAUGCGAAAUGGCGUAGAAUAGGCAGAAUGUGUAAUAUUAUAGGUUUUCAGGUGUUUUUGUUAAUUUGGAUUAUAGUUUGUUUUAAAGUUGCUAUAGCAAAUGAGUUUACAUGCGGAAGACCUUUGGGUGUAGAAUUUCGUUUGUUACCAGAAGACAGAAUCGUUGCUGGUUACGAUGUUGGUUAUUACAGAUAUCCCUGGUAUGCAGCCCUUAUUAGAUUUAAUAUGGUUUCGUGCGGAGGGGCUCUUAUAGCACCUGGGACAGUUUUAACAGCUGCUCACUGUUACAAGGACUUUAUCAAGGCAGCGAAAAAAGGAUAUAGGCCGCUGGAGUCCUUCUAUACAGUAAGAAUGGGCAUUUACAAUAUUUGUCAAACAGAAUCAACUCAAAAAGAAUACAAAAUUGAAAAAGUGAUCAUACAUAAUAACUAUUUCAAGAAAAUGCCUUAUUAUGAUAUAUGUUUACUUAAACUCACUGGAAAUACAGAUCAGUAUCAACCAAUCUGUUUACCACCACCUAAUUUAAAGAAAAAGCCAAUCGACGCAACGGUUCCCGGAUUGGGUACUUUGAGGUAUCAUGGAGCAAUGCCUUGUACAGUACAUGAAGCUAGAUUGUUAAUAUAUAAUGAUACAGUGUGUCGUGCCAUGAUGAAUAAGACAGGUAACGAUGCCAGAAUAAUGGAAAAAUCAUUUUGUGCUGGAUAUUUACAAGGAGGAAUUGACACCUGUCAGGGUGACAGUGGAGGUCCAUUACAAUCGAUGUCUCCGGAAGGUGAUUUUGUUUUAAUUGGUAUCGUAUCCUUCGGCUUUCGCUGUGCAGCUCCUGGAAUGCUAGGCGUGUAUACAGACGUCUCACAGUAUAUAGAUUGGAUAAAAGAAAAGUCUGGUAUCGAUAUUCCAACAUAUUCGAACUCUAUUAGCACAUCUGGAGAAUCUGAUGCUAAACCUAUUAAAAGACCAACUGGAAAACCUCCGAAGACAGUUAACGGUCAAGGAAGUAUUGGAGGAGGAGGAGUCCAUCUGACACGACCUUUCCGUAGACCGGUUAGGAUUAUCAUCGUAAGAAACAACCAUUUACAACCAGUAACAAGAGUGUUACUUCACCAUCCUAUUAUCCGACACAAGCAACGUAAAAAUCCUUAAAACCCUUUCUAAUGUCAAACAUUUAACAUUUAUAUGAGAGUUCAUGACAGUCAUACAAUUAAAUUUCCAUUAAAAAAAUUUUUGUCGUUAUCUAUGGUUAAAUUUGUAAUGGAGUCAUGUGCAAUAACGAACACAAAGGCGGUUGUCUCCAAUACACGCUGUACGCAGCCUACGGCGUCUAUUGGAUACCACCGGCUAAGUCGGUGGUCACUUAAAUUCACCCCAUAGUUUGAAUUUGUUUUAGAAUUAAUUUUUUUUAACUAUUUUCGGUUGUAAGAUAGUUUUUGUCCUUCAGGGUUUAUUAAAAGUAACGAAAAUUAAUAAUUUUCUAAGAGAUUUUAAUCGGUCAAAUUUUUAUCUUUUUAAUGAUCGAUGAUAAGUUUUGAUAUACGCUCGGAAAUCGGCUAGUAUUUAAACCAAAUAUAACAAAAUGGUCAACAGAUUCCAAACUAUUGCACUGACUAAUAUGUUACAGUAAUACCAGAUAGUAAAGUCUAUAAAGUAGUCUAGAAGGCCUCGUAAAGUAGUCUAUCUCGGGUCUAGUAUAACUAACGAUGGUAACCGUGAAGCAGAAGUUCGGAGACGUAUUGGUAUGGCAAAAAAUGCGAUGAGUCGCCUAACUAAAGUUUCACAAUAUCAAGAUGAGACUGGUGAAUGCCCUUGUAUUCUCAAUAUUUCUAUACGGACCAGAGAUUUGGACUCUUCACGCAUGCGAGCGCCAAAAAAUUGUAGCAUUUGAGAUGUGGUGCUGGAGAAGAAUGCUGCACAUAACUUGGACAGCUUAUAGGACAAACGUUUCGAUUCUAAACCAACUCGAGAUUAAAAAAAGGAUCACAAUAUGUCUGCAACGAAUUCUGCAAUUCUUCGGUUACGUGUUGCGCAGAGGUGACGAUAAUUUGGAGAGAUUAAUUGUUUCUGAAAACGUCUGGGGAGAAGAUCAAGAGGACGAUCACCAACUAGAUAGUCCGACCAAAUUAAGAAUUCAUCUGGAAACUCAUUCUGCGAACCUCUUAGAACAGCUGAAGUUAGAGUCCAAUGGAAAAAAAUUGUUAGGAAUAUUGAAAGAAAUCACGAUCCUCAGAAAUGGGGAAACGACAAUAGAGAGAGAUAACAAAAUUCAGUCGUGCGAAUACCAAGUCUUCCAGAAUAUCAGUAAUUUAGUCGAGACAUAUUAAUAUAUAUUUUUUUACCAACAAGAAUGAGGUGUUUGAACAAAAUAAUGUUUUAAAUUUAUGAUGUGCAAAAUAAUUUUGAAUUCGGUUCCGCUAACGAACUUGCUUUUUUAUGCUUAAAAGUAGAAAAAACGUUUAAUUUCUCUUGCGUAAUAUUUGUCAUCUAGUUAUUUUAACUGUACUACUAUAAAAGUGUCUACUGUAAGUUCUAAAAUGACUCAUUUAAAUGAUUAAUGGGAUAUUAAAAUAUCUUAUCUAAAGCGGAUUCUCGAAUUUCUUAAACACUUAUACCAAACAUUGAUACCGCCACUUUGUUGCGCAUUCUGGCUGAUUUCCGAUUCGACUACAGCAGUGAAUUCUCAUAUAAAUUUCAUCUUCAGGUAAACAGCUGUACCUAAUAUUAAUAUAUAAUAAACUACAAAAGACUUACAAAGAAAAUGCUUAUGUAACUUACGUAAAAUAAAAUUCAUAAAGUAUAAUAUUAACAACA